CAUUUAAUGAUCGGGGUGAGCCCUUUAUAGUCUGGGCGGGCUCCACUCCGUGCGUGUGGCGAGAGCCUGUCCCUUGCUCUGGGGACAUCCCAGUGCCCCCCAGCGGGAUGGGAUCUGCGCCUCGGGGCUGCUCCUGGUGUUCCUGGGAUCCUCCCAUGCAAUGGAGACUCCAUCCCGAUGUCCCUCGUGCCGGGGGCACCCACCUGGGACCUGUCUCAAGCCCCUCAGUGCGAUGGGACCCUCCUGUCCCCCAGGCUGGCCAGUGCUGCAGGUGCCGGCGGGGCCACUGCUGGAGGGGGACACGGUGACACUGCGCUGCCGGGGCAGGCGGGACAAACCGGUCUCCGGGGUGCGGUUCUACCACGGGGAGAAGGAUUUGGGAGAACCCCUGUGGGGGUCCGAGCUGUCCCUGUCCCCCCUGAGGCUGCAGCACAGCGGCCAAUACCGCUGCGGAGCCUGGGGGAAUCGGUGGUUCUCACGGAUGUGGCUGCAGUCGGAGCCGGUGUCAGUGACAGUGCACGAGCUCUUCCCGGUGCCGGUGCUGGAGGCUCCGGCCGAGCUGCUCGCGGGGUCCCCCCUGAACCUCAGCUGCCUCAGCAGCCGCAGCCCCCUGCGGCCCCUCACCCCCCUCGUGCACCGCUUCUACCGGGACGGGCGGGAGCUGGGGGGCCCGCAGGGGUCCCCGCAGCUGCUGCUGCCCGCCCUGGGGCUCUCCGGCUCGGGGAAUUACAGCUGCGAGGUGCAGAGCCAGGGGGGGGCCGUGCGGAAGAGCAGCGCCCCGCUCCGCGUCACGGUGCUCGUGCCCGUGGCCAAUGCCACCAUCAGCCCCGGUGCCCUGGGCCAGCAGGUGCGCGCAGGUGAGCCCGUGAGGCUGCGCUGCUCGGUGCAGGUGGGCUCAGCCCCUGUCACCUUCACCUGGCUGCGCCACGGCCGGGAGGUGGCCCGGGGUCCCCUGCUGGAGCUCGCCCACGUCGGGCUGGCACAUUCGGGCACCUACCAGUGCGUGGCCACCAACCAGCUGGGACAGGACGGGCACCGCGUGUUCCGGGCACUCAGCCCCGAGCUGCUCCUGGAGGUGACAGCGGGGGGACACGGCCACACAGCUGCCAGGAAGCAGCAGGAGAGGGCCCCCCCGGCCCCCCCGGAGGAGGAGGAGGAGGAGGUGCUGUACAGCCGCGUGGUGAGCAGCCAGCGGCCAGGGGGUGACACAGGGCUGGGACACCGGGACACGUCACCCAUCGCUGCCGCCCCCACCCAGAGCCCACGGCCGGGGGCUCUCGCAGGCUCCCCCCGCGCCCCCACGCUCCAGGACCCCCGGGUGAUCUACGCGGAGCUGCGGCGACCCCACGGGCGAGCCCGGGAACGCGGUGACAUCGACGGGGACGUGCUGUGACACCGGGGGGGCUCUGGGGGAACUGGGGGGCAGCGGGGAACCCCCCACCCACGUCAGUGUCCCCCUCCCCACUGCUGUGGGGUGCUCAACAUUCACGGGGGG
Molecule: messenger RNA, 1495 nt
Organism: Poecile atricapillus (Black-capped chickadee)
Lineage: Eukaryota; Metazoa; Chordata; Aves; Passeriformes; Paridae
Product: Fc receptor-like protein 3
Exons: 5
Coding region: 161-1393 (410 amino acids)
Biological process (GO): cell surface receptor signaling pathway
Molecular function (GO): transmembrane signaling receptor activity
Source: RefSeq, a predicted model, not a curated record